Messenger RNA from Cladophialophora bantiana CBS 173.52, 1395 nucleotides. RefSeq lists its product as uncharacterized. Lineage: Eukaryota; Fungi; Ascomycota; Eurotiomycetes; Chaetothyriales; Herpotrichiellaceae. Bases 1 to 1395 code for a protein of 464 amino acids. The record is from RefSeq and is a predicted model, not a curated record. The transcript has a single exon. Gene Ontology annotation, molecular function: NADP binding; oxidoreductase activity; NAD binding.
AUGGCGGUCAUGUCAACGGCGAAUCAGUUUCCCCAAGUGGGGUUCAUCGGUCUUGGAGCGAUGGGCUUCGCCAUGUCAACACACCUGGUCCGGACGGGAUUCCCAGUCACAGGCUUCGACAUCUAUGGGCCGACCCUGGACCGCUGGCGGUCGACGUGCGACGAGAUGCCCGAGUCUCGUGCCAAAACGGCCAACUCACCUGCAGAAGCGGUCAAAAACGCUUCGGUCGUGUGUCUGAUGGUUGCGAACCACCACCACGUCCACUCUGCCCUGUUUGACGAGAAUGGAGCGGUCCACGCCCUCCCUAAGGACUGCACCGUCAUCAUCCACGCGACGAUCCCACCUACACAGCCAUCGACCGUGCGUGAGCGGUUGACUAGCGAAUUCAACCGCCCCGAUGUCCGAUUGAUCGACGCACCUGUGUCUGGUGGCGUGGCCAGAUCAAUCAACGGCACAUUAACGAUCAUGGUAUCCUCGGACGACAUGAAGAACCUCCAGGAACCUAAUGCGAAGACGGUGCUCGAGAAUGUCGCCAGCAAGGGCAAGACGCUCUUCCCCAUCCCAGGCGGGCUAGGCGCAGGGCAAUCAGCAAAGGCAUUGAAUCAGGUCCAGUGCGGGAUCCAUAUCCCAUCGGCCUCAGAGAUCAUGGGGCUGGCGGCCAUCAACGGCGUCGACACGCAAAAGUUCUACGACGUGCUCACCGCCAAGGACGCCUCGACGGGGAAGACGCGCCUGGGAUGGAGCUGGAUGUUCGAGAAUCGGGGCCCGCGAAUGCUGAGCGCGUCGCCGCCAAUGGCGUCCGCAACGGCCAUCAUCAACAAGGACGUGGGCAUCAUCCGCGAUGAGGAGGUGCGCCUGGGCGUCGAGCUGCCGCUGCUCAACGCGGCCAGCGAUGUCAUCACGCAGGUCAUGAAGACGCACGCCAGCGCCGACGACAGCUGCAUCGUGCAGUACUACCUGGGCUUCAACUCGGAGCGAGCAGACCUCGUGGUGCAGCGAGCGGGGAACCCCGAGCCCUCGGCGAGCAAGCAGGAGGAGGACGGGAUGAUCCGAGCGCUGGCCACCGCGCACGCCGUCAUCCACCUGGUGUCGGCGUACGAGACGACACAGUUCGCGCGUGCCCUGGACCUAAUGCGCCCAGAGCAGAAGAAGCAGUGGUUCAACAUCAUCUCGGGCGCCGCUGGCGGCAGCUCCGUCUUCUCAGAGGUGAUCCCGCGCGCGUUUGACGACGCCGACGGCAUCGAGGCCGCCUUCCGGAAGUAUGCGCGUGACAAGUUUGGGUCAGCCGACGUAGUGGCCAAGGUCGCCGACAUCGUCGACGGCGCCAAGAGACAGGCCUACGUGCCCAAGCUGCUCGAGGCCGCGCUAGCGAAUCUAAAGACUUUGCUCGCCUGA